Aureobasidium namibiae CBS 147.97 is the source of this 1998-nucleotide messenger RNA. RefSeq lists its product as uncharacterized. Bases 1 to 1998 code for a protein of 665 amino acids. The transcript has 3 exons. The record is from RefSeq and is a predicted model, not a curated record. NCBI's taxonomy places the organism in Eukaryota, Fungi, Ascomycota, Dothideomycetes, Dothideales, Saccotheciaceae.
AUGUCGUCCUCAGACGAUCUUCAAACCAUCCCCGCACGCCAUGGUACAGCAACUUUUGUGCCAAAGGGUAGUACUAUCAAGAUUGUAAACACCUCUGGUACCCAAGUCAUCGAUACUUGGGUCUUUGCGUUGCCGACUCCACCCAAGAAGAACGGACCACAAGAGCCGCAAGACGACAAGGACAAGAGCUAUCAGGAGCAAGAUGAGAAGGAGAAGCUGAACGUCGCUGAAGAAGAGGACAAGAAGCAGAGGGAAGAAGACAAGAAGAAGCAAGAAGAGGAAGAGAACAAGAAGAAGGAGCGAGAGGAGAAGGACAAGGCUAGCAAGAAGAAGAACAACAGGAAGUCGCGAGGAAGCCUGGACUUGCCUUCGCAAGAGGAAGCCGAGGCUGCCACUUCCCAGCAGCAGAAGCUUGAAGCAGAGUCCAAGCAAGAGUCUACUCCUACUAAAGGCGGCUGGACUUCGUACCUUCCUUCUCUGCGCAGAGGAAAGCAAGUCACCGAUGGAAGUGCCAAAGACGAUGGCAAGGCUUCCGAGAAGAAGGAAGAGACUACCUCGACAGAAGAGGCGGAUGAGAAGCAAGAUAAAGAGAACUCGAGGAAAUGGGGCAGUUAUCUGCUUAAGGGUCAGGGCGUCACCAGUUACUUGCCUAGCAAGGGAGCUAUCUCCGCUUUUGCCGCUCAGCAUGCACGCGAUCCCAACAAGACGUAUGCAGAACAGCUCGCCGACUUUUCGAGAACACCAGUCGGUGCUGCCUCCUUGUCGGCUCUCACGGGAUCUGGCUCCGUCUCCUCUCUUUACGCUGGCUACAGUGCUUGGAACGCGAUGCACGGCGACACUGCUCAGAUGGAGUACCUCAGCAUGCCGCAUACUCGUGCUUCGACUCUCCAUAUGGUCCCACGCGUCAACGAUGUCCUCGUCUCUAACCUGAGAGAGCCCAUGUUGACUUUCAUCGAAGACACCAGUUCCGGCGUCCACGAUACCUUGAUUCCUGCUUGUGAUCCUCAACGUUACAAGGCUCUGCAGAUCGAAGAUUGGGAACAACAUGGAUCGUGUGCCGAGAACCUGGUUCUCGCACUGAAAGAGCUCAACGACCGAGCCGGUCUCAAAGGCCCAAAGGGCGUUGGUGCAUCAGUCACCGUCAACUCGGUCCCAGCACCAUUGAACCUUUUUAUGAACAUUCCAUGGAACGGCGACAAGGGUGACCUCUCAUUCGAGCCUCCUAAGGGCAAGGAAGGCGAUUACGUGCGCUUCAAGGCCGAGAGAGAUAUUGUCGUCAUCAUGUCUGCUUGCCCGAAUGAUGUACAGCAGAUCAACAAAGGUCAAUCCAAGGAUGGGCAUUUCCUGGUGGAGCACGCCGACGACUCGGAAGACGAAGAAGCUCCUGCCGAGAACAGGAAAGACGACAAGAAGCCCGACAAUAAGGCUGAGAAGAAGUCUGACGACAAGACCGAGAAGAAGAAGCCACGCAAGCUGGGCAAGAAGGAAGACACCAAGCCUGAUGAGAAGGCCAAGAGCGAAAAGCCUCAGGAACAAAAGAAGGCAGAGAAGGCACCUCUUCCCGAGGUUCCCGAAAGAAAGCCAAAGGCCGACAAACCUGAAGAGCAAAAGAAAGCAGAGAAGGUACCUCUACCCGAAACUCCGGCAACUGAGAAAUCAGAAGCCGCCUCUUUUCCCGCACCGCCCAAGCAGCUCAAGGGCAAACCCAAGAAGCUAGCUGACGAGACGCAGAAGAAGGCAGAAAAGACACCUCUCCCAGAAACUCCAGCUGUCGAGAAGUCUGAGGCUGCCGCUUCUCCUGUUCCUCCAUCAUCCUCUGGCCAAGCUACGCCUAAGCCCAAGGGUAAGCCCAAGAAGUUGAUCGACUCGACCACAGGCGAGAAGAAGAAGCCCCGUAAGCUGGAGCCGAGAUCCAAGGGUACUGCUACACCAAAGUCAGGAUCUGCCGGAAGUCAGCAAGGCGAUGCGGCUGCAGGCGCCGAGAAAGGAGGGAGUUGA